This is a messenger RNA of Lecanosticta acicola, 584 nucleotides long. The record is from the annotation of a GenBank genome assembly. NCBI's taxonomy places the organism in Eukaryota, Fungi, Ascomycota, Dothideomycetes, Mycosphaerellales, Mycosphaerellaceae.
AUGUCGAACCAGCAGAGGACCGCGGGACCAGAGUGGCAAGAGCACCGGCACACAGAUGGCCGAAUCUACUUCGCGAACCAGCGCACAGGAGAGACCAAAUGGUACAAAGAUCUCGGCGCCUGGGACAAGGUGGAGACGUCUGACGGCCGCACGUUCUAUCGCAACCGGCGCACGGGCAACACCACUGACACGCAGCCACACGACUUCCAGCGGAGCGAAUGGGCGGAAGCGAAGACGAAUGCAGGCCGCUCCUAUUAUUUCAAUAAGAGCACCCGAGAAACGAGCUGGCACAGGUACGAUGAAAAGAAAGCGACAGGACGCAAGGCAUGGACUGACAAUGUACUACUAUCCACAGGCCAGGGAUGAGCCUGCGCGGUCUGGCAAACAACAGCACCGCUCCGCCCGCUCCGUCAUCCCAUGCACCACCACCGCCGCCGACGCAGACAGCUCCGGCCGUGCCCGCAUUUAACGAGCUCCCGGAUCCAUACAACCAAUACGUCUUCCACGAGCUGGAAAGCAGGACGCGGAGCAACGAGGACUUGCUGGAGAAGCACGGCAUCGACACCGACAAGACUGGAAAGUGA